AUGACGAGCCUCAAGUAUACCUGGCUCUCUGAAGCGGAUCCUGUUUGGAUCCCUUUGAAGCAAGCAUGCGACGAACAAUUUGACGCGUUCUACGCUCUACCGAUAGAAAAACAGCACGAAACUUGGGUGGAUUAUCCCCAUCUUGUCCCGGAGGGUACGCCAAUGGACUUGGAAAUAUCCUUUGAACGGGUCCCGGUGAGAGAUGGAGCGAAAGUGGGGAUCAAGAUCUACCGGAACACGGAAAAGCUGAAGGCGACGGGCAAAGUCAAAGCACCCCUCGUCCUAGUAGCUCAUGGAGGCGGUUGGGUUCUUGGGAACCAUGACGUCGAGGAAGGCGUUUGUCGUUGGAUCGCAAAGGAGACCUGCGCAGUCGUUGUAGAUGUCGAUUACAGACUAGCUCCCGCAUAUCGAUUCCCGUACGCAAUCAACGACUUCUACGAUGUGUUUAAAUGGUGCAAGGACAAUGCAACAACUCUCGGAAUCGAUCCUUCGCUUAUUGUGUCUAAUGGCAGCUCUGCUGGAGCCAACCUGGCUGCUGUUCUUCCUAUAAUGGCAAAAGAUCAUAAUGAGGAAGGGAUCGUUGGCCAGGUACUGAAUGGCCCAGUUGUGUGUCAUCCGAAAUUCUUUCCCAAGGAUAAAUACGAAUACACAAGUUGGGAACAGAACAAAAACGCCUCUAUUCUUGGUAAAGACCAUAUGCUACGAUGCUGGGAAACCUACUAUCCUAAUACGGGCCCUGAUGUCUACGCAAACCCAUUCUUGGUUGAAACAAUGGAAGGUCUGCCACCUGCUUUAAUACAGAUAACUGGUAUGGACCCUCUUAGAGACGAGGCAUUUGCCUACGCAGACAGAUUGAAGGAAGCUGGCGGACUAGAGUGUGUGUUCCGGAACGAUGAUGAGCGAAGGAGGCCUAGAUCUCGGGUUUUCGUGAAUUCUUUGCUCGAGCACAUUGAACUUCUAGAAAGUCGUUUAAAGGAGGUAGACGGCGAAUUACCACAGCAACCACAACAACCUGAUACCCAGGAGCAAAUGCAGCAAACGCAAGAGGGGGAGGGUGUUGCUCGACCCCCCUCAAGAUCUUGGGCUGAUCACGGUGUCAGUGACCGCUUCGACCUAUCGCACCUUGAAUCCGAGGAUGGUGGCCUCCAGCAGGAUCCGGCAUUAUCUAGUCUAAGUGACAUCGAACGGCAGGAUCAGACUCCUACGUCAAAUGCAACGUCUGGGGACGAUGGGCUUUUUCUUCAUUCGGACCGUAUUCAUCCGGGGCGACCUCUUCAAACCCGCGAGAAUCUUGUAUGUUCAUUUCUAUUCGACUCGGCACAGCUGAAAUACGACGGCACUACUGGGCAACUGCGAUAUUUUACUCCCCUUGUAGGAUAUCAACUCUACGCAGACCAGCUUGCGGACUCUCAAAGAAAUUCUGCAGGAUCAUGGCAUUUACAGAGGCGACUACACCAUAUGAUCAAGGAUCUGAAUCCAGAGGUUUACGAUCACCUAAUGACCUGUUUUUGGACGCACUACAAUAAUGCCUUGCAGAUUGUUGACCAAGAAACGUUCCAACAGGACAUAGAUGGGGACAAGCUUCAUUAUUCCAGAUUUCUACACGUGUGUUGCCUAGCAAUGAGCUUCAGAUAUGCUGAUAGGUCUAGAACUGAUAUCAAAGCACUCGACAGGGGAAACAGGCACAGUACUUUCCACGAAAGUGCGCGAUAUAUGGUGGAGACCGAGUUGGAAAAUCCCCGAGGCUUGACCACAGUGCAAGGGCUUCUCAUUUUGAGCGACUUAGAGUGCGCUGUCGGCAGAGAUCGAUCAGGUUGGAUGUAUGCUGGUGUCGCCUGUCGAUUCGCGUUUGACAUGGGUUUGACGAUAGACCACUCUAAGUCAACCUUGCCUCAGCGAGAGAUUCGAUCUCGACAGCGUCUCUUGCGAGCCUGCGUUUUCUACGACAGAAUUUGGGCCAUAUUUUCUGGACACCCUACUGUGAUCAAGCGAUCUGACCUGUCUUUGGUCGAAUUCAGUCCUGCAUAUUCUACAUUGAUAGGCUCCAUCUCCGAAUCUUCGACACGGCUAGCCGAAAGCCCAACAGAAACAGAAGCCUGGGAAGCUCUCUUGGGUGUGAUGGAAUUGGCCAUCAAAGUGUCCAAUUACGCCAGCGAUGCAGUCCCAACAGCAGGAUCUGACGACGGCACCACCAAGUUCAUGGAAGCUGCGGCUCUGCAUGGCGAGCUUGAAUCAUGGCAGAGGAAGCUCCCGCAUCAACUGAGAUGGAACUCGGAAAACGUGCAGAAUUUACCUGCCAUAUUCUUUUUCAUACCGUAA
Molecule: messenger RNA, 2319 nt
Organism: Cladophialophora bantiana CBS 173.52
Lineage: Eukaryota; Fungi; Ascomycota; Eurotiomycetes; Chaetothyriales; Herpotrichiellaceae
Exons: 7
Coding region: 1-2319 (772 amino acids)
Biological process (GO): DNA-templated transcription
Molecular function (GO): hydrolase activity; DNA binding; zinc ion binding
Source: RefSeq, a predicted model, not a curated record